AUGCUCUUCCAGCGCCAGUUCCGCGUACGCACCACCGUCCUGUGGACACUCUGGUUCGGUAUCUCCAUGUCUUACUACGCCAUCUUCAUCUACCUACCCACGCUGAUCUCUCUCAAGGGCUACAACAUGAACGGCCAAUGGGAAACGAUCCUUAUCAUCACGGCGUUCCAACUGCCCGGCUACUUCGCUGCUGCGGGUCUAGUGGAGAUCAUCGGUCGUAAACAGACCCUCGUACUCUUCCUGGCGGGCUCCUUCGCGUCUGCUAUUGCUAUGGGAUAUGUCGAUGCGUCCAAGGUUCCGGUCAUGAUCACGGGAUCGUUCACGUCCUUCUUCAUGCUCGGCGCCUGGGGCUGCGUCUACGCAUACACCCCAGAGAAUUACCCGACGGCCAUUCGAGGCAUGGGUGCUGCCUAUCCGUCCGGCUUUAGCCGCAUCGGCUCGUUCAGUGGCCCGUACCUCUGCGCCUCCAUGUUCGGAGACUGGAAUGUGUCUCUCGAAGCCAUUAUGUGGGUGUUCGGCGGACUGCUGAUGAUCAUUUCGGGCAUUGUCCUUGUGUUCGGCUACGAACCGCGUGGUAAGGACGUCGAGCUGUACGAAGACGACAAUCACACGGAGAAAUCCCUCGCCUUCGAGGCCGUACAAACGCCAAAGUAA
Phytophthora nicotianae INRA-310 is the source of this 654-nucleotide messenger RNA. RefSeq lists its product as hypothetical. Gene Ontology annotation, molecular function: carboxylic acid transmembrane transporter activity. The transcript has a single exon. Gene Ontology annotation, biological process: transmembrane transport; carboxylic acid transport. Lineage: Eukaryota; Oomycota; Peronosporomycetes; Peronosporales; Peronosporaceae. Gene Ontology annotation, cellular component: plasma membrane. The coding region runs from base 1 to 654 and encodes 217 amino acids. The record is from RefSeq and is a predicted model, not a curated record.